UUUCCUCCAGAACAUUGUGCCGGGGCUACUAUCGCAGCAGGACCAGCACGCACAGGAAGCUGCUCUUCCCGAAAAUGCUAACCAUCCUACUGUUGGAAAUGAAACCUUCCGAAGCAUCACUAUCUCGGCCUGCCUGGCGCGACAAUGCGCAGUUGUCCAGGGCUUGCAGGACAUGCUUGAAGAAGAACAAGAACUGGAAGAACAGCACCCGAACCAACCUGCCAAAGACCUUAAUGACACUCAACCAUCAAAGCCAGAUCCCGCAACAGCAAGCUCGACUUUCAAUCCCAGCUCUUCAGCUGCUACCCCAGCAGCAGCCCUUUCAACUUCAUCAACAACAGCUACCGUGACGCUUCCUUGCGUCCCCGCAAGCAUUCCCGGGCGCGGCAUUCAGCUGCUAGACCGUUGGGCACAGCAGCAACAGCAAGCGCUGGACUCCGGCCGCACCCUUCAGGACUGGCUCCCCGGCUUCCUAGCUGCCAACCUCGCAGACGUGCUCGGCCCAGCCGCCUGUGCAGCCGAUUUCCUGGGCUGUCAGACCUUCCAGGACCUAGUCCUGCAGCUGCAGCUGCUGCGAUGGGCGCUCCAGGACCCGUCUCCCUCUCCCUCCUCCUUUGCAGCGCCGUUCAGGAGUUUGCUGCAGUGGUGGAGGAGCGCUGGUGGCCGCAGCCGCAGCGGCGGCAGUGGUGGUGGUGGUGGCAGUGGUGGUGACGGGACGGCUGCGACGGCUUCAGCAGGGCUUGGUGAUGGCGAGCCGGUGCUUACGGAGGCCCAGCUGCGGCUGCUGCCCUGCCUGCAGCCCCAGCAGCCCCAAGAGCGACCCACGGGUCAGUCCUCAUCACCUGACGCAGCACCGGCCGCAGCUGCCGCUGCCUCCGCAGCAGCAAUGCCUCCCCAGCCAGCGCAGCAACAUGCAUCCGGUCCAUCCGCAGCAGACACACUGCUGCCGCGCCGGCUAAUAGUGCCGGACGAGUUCGAGUCACUGGUUUCGGAGCUGUACGACAGUGGUUUGGUGACGUACACGAGCGCGCAGGUUGCCGACGUCAGGCGGUAUUUGUACGCCCUGGGCUUCAUCCCCGGCUGGAGCUGUGCCGUACAAGGCGAGAGGCAGCAGCGGCAGGGAAAGUCGGUGUAUGCGAGUCUUGAGGUGCGGCCCCUGCCACCGGGUUACGAGGUGGCUGCAGUGGAGGUGGAGGCGGAGUCGCAUGAUCAGGGCUGGAGCAGCUACCCCGAGGACCGCAACACCCGCAACAACUCAUGGACCUGGGUAGAGCUGCAACUGUACGACACGCACGGCGACCUCGUACCUGCGGGCGUACACCGGCGGGCCCAUGACGGCGGCAGCGGCGACGGCGGUGAUGGUGGUAGCGGCGACGGUGGCGGUGGGGGGGAGAGGCCGCGUCUGUUUACCAACCUGCAUGCCAUCAGUGCCUGGCAGACUCAUGCCGUGAAGCUGGGCCCGGAAAGCGACCUGGUGCGGGACCUCAACGCUGUGCUGGCGGGCAGGGUGGCUGCGGUUGCUGCUGCUGCCGCUGCUGCACCUGAGGCGGCCUCAACCGCUGCUGAGCAAGCAGUGGCUUCGGGUUCGGCCGGGGCCGAGGUAGGAGCAGAGCGGUGGGGCGAGGUGAGCGAAGAGGGAGCCAACCGUGACGGUAACGGUAACGGUAACGGUGACGGUGGUGGAAGAUGCAGUCUUGGGCUACUGAUGUGUGCGGCCUUCCCGGGCUGGGUGUGCUACAUGCGGCGGGGCGGGAUUACGGUGGAGGCGAGGCCAGUGUACAUCAGUGCAGGUGUAGGUAGUAGAGCGCUACGAUGAUUCUGAUAAAGGCACUGUUUGCUCAGGCUAAUAGGUUAGGGUGGAUGGCAGACCUUGACGGCUAAGCUCCUUAACGGCCUCAAUGUGCUUCCAUGGACAUGAGUUGGCACCGAGCACCUCUAUGCCC
Astrephomene gubernaculifera is the source of this 1943-nucleotide messenger RNA. Lineage: Eukaryota; Viridiplantae; Chlorophyta; Chlorophyceae; Chlamydomonadales; Astrephomenaceae. The record is from the annotation of a GenBank genome assembly.